Molecule: messenger RNA, 561 nt
Organism: Medioppia subpectinata
Lineage: Eukaryota; Metazoa; Arthropoda; Arachnida; Sarcoptiformes; Oppiidae
Source: the annotation of a GenBank genome assembly
UAUCAUUUGGUUUUAGCCGUAAUUGUAUUCACAAUUCAACUCAAAUCCGUGAAUGGUUUGUCGUGUUAUGUCUGCAAUUCAGUGACCGAUAAGGACUGCACUGACAUAUCGGCGCCCAAUAGUGACCGCUAUGUCAUGAAGUGUGCGGAGAGAGCGGCCAAACGGAUGGCCAAUUUUACAGACGCCCUCUCAGCCAAUCAACUCCCGCAACCCAUCAACUCUUCGGACACUAACACAACAUUCUUCGCCAGCUGUCAGUUCUGUAAGGCUUACACUUCAGCCCCAGAACACAAACAGUGCUCUAAACUGGUAUACAAAGUCGGAAACUCCUUGGGACACAAAGUGGAGGCAGUGGUGCGAGACUGCGGAGGACUGGUCAGUGAGGGUCGGAUCGGUUGCUUUAAAGUGAGACACUCUGACAGUGCACUCAAGUCGGAGAUCUGUCACUGCAAUCAACUUAAUUGCAACUCAAGUCACCGAAGAGUACAUCAAAACCACUUUUGGCUCAAUUAUCUGCUUUCGGCCGUCAUUUCAAUCAAUUUUAUCUUUAAUUUCGUCUAA